AUGCCGAGUACUACUUCGGAGCGCACUAUUGAUGUACUCAAACGCGUAUUUUCGAGAUACGGAUUACCGCAAAUCAUGGUAACUGAUAACGGAAGUCAGUUCACCUCAUCGGAAUUCAAAGAGUUUGUAGACAAGAAUGGUAUUGUACACAAGCGAAGUGCACCAUAUCAUCCUAGCACGAAUGGUCAAGCAGAGCGCUUCGUACAGACAUUGAAACAAGCACUACGCGCUGCAAGAUCCGAUGGAGGAUCACCACAAGCCCAACUUGACAGAUUUUUGCUGGCUUAUCGGAAUGCUAGACAUGCAGUCACAGGUGAAGCACCGGCUGUUCUCUUUAUGAAGAGACAACUUCGUAUACGGUUGGAUAAUUUACGUCCAAAUGUAGAGCGUAGAUAUGCAGACCGAUUGCAUCAGCAAGCACAGUACAGAGAUAAACAUAGUUCAGUAGACAAACUACGCAAGUUUGCAGUAGGAGACUCAGUACUUGUUAGGGACUAUGUAGGAAAACAUAAGUGGGUACCAGGUGUCAUUGUAGAUAGAGAGGGUCCACUAAUGUAUAAGGUACAAGUUCAAUCCGGUAUUUGGAGGAGACAUCAGUUACUUCCAAGACUAGAGAACGAGGUUGAGUUAGAUCAGAAUGAGUCAAGACAAGAUUUUGGUUCAGACAUACCAGUACAAAGUAGGUCAGUUCCUGAAUCAAGUCCAAGUAGGUUAGGAGAAAUAACUAGUUCUCAAGAUUGUCACAUUGAAACGGUCCAGGGUGAUUCAGUUUCGCAAGACUUACCUGUUGUAUCAGAGGAUGUUGUAGUAGAUAGGGAAAAACCUCAAGAACUUAGGAGAUCCCAGAGGAAGAGAAAAGCUCCAGAUAGGCUUAAUCUCUAA
Messenger RNA from Lytechinus pictus (painted urchin), 882 nucleotides. RefSeq lists its product as uncharacterized. Gene Ontology annotation, biological process: DNA integration. Lineage: Eukaryota; Metazoa; Echinodermata; Echinoidea; Temnopleuroida; Toxopneustidae. The coding region runs from base 1 to 882 and encodes 293 amino acids. The transcript has a single exon. Gene Ontology annotation, molecular function: nucleic acid binding. The record is from RefSeq and is a predicted model, not a curated record.